Molecule: messenger RNA, 3555 nt
Organism: Myotis brandtii (Brandt's bat)
Lineage: Eukaryota; Metazoa; Chordata; Mammalia; Chiroptera; Vespertilionidae
Gene: MAP3K12
Product: mitogen-activated protein kinase kinase kinase 12
Exons: 13
Coding region: 605-3283 (892 amino acids)
Biological process (GO): protein autophosphorylation; JNK cascade
Molecular function (GO): ATP binding; JUN kinase kinase kinase activity
Source: RefSeq, a predicted model, not a curated record
CUGAGAGUGCUUGAGUGGCACUGAGUGUUAUUAUCACUGUCACCUUUGUGUGCUUCAGUGCAAGGGCCCUAGGUGUGUUACUUUUAGGUGCCUAAGGUUCAGACUCAAAAGGUAUAUAUAUCUGAGACCCUUAUAUGACAUGUGUGUGUGCAUGUGAGCCUCAAGUGAAAGAAAUAUGUGCUCCUAAGGCAAACUACAGUAAUCUUACAGGGAGAAGGGACUAGUCUGUUACCAUAAUACUUGAACUUGAGAUAUAUUUUACCAGUACCUGAGCAGGGCUGUUACCUGUGUCUACGUGAGGAUGAUACUCAGGUAUGUUACCUGUAUACCUGAGUAUCAUUCUCAGACUUGUGUUACUAAUAGACACUUUAGUGGAAGCCUGUGUAUCAGGUUUCCUAAGAUGGGUCCCAGGUGAAACUUGUGAAGGGGGAUGGGUACCUGAAGGUGAGACUCAAAUGUUAUUUCCAGUAGGAGCCCAGCUCCCCAACUUGUGCCUGUGACUGGAGUGAGCAUUCUGAGCGGACGCGCCUGUGGCUUUGACCAUUUCUCCCUCCUUUGUUCCCAUAGGGCCCAUCGCUCACCGCCACAUUGGGGCCUAGAGGCCAUGGCCUGCCUCCAUGAGACCCGAACACCCUCCCCUUCCUUUGGGGGUUUCGUAUCCACCCUCAGCGAGGCGUCCAUGCGCAAGCUGGACCCAGACACUUCUGACUGCACCCCUGAGAAAGACCUGACGCCUACCCAGUGUGUACUUCGAGAUGUAGUGCCACUGGGCGGGCAGGGCGGGGGUGGACCCAGCCCCUCCCCAGGUGGAGAGCCACCUCCUGAGCCUUUUGCCAACAGUGUCCUGCAGCUACAUGAGCAGGAUGCAGGAGGCCCAGGGGGAGCCGCUGGGUCCCCUGAGAGUCGGGUGCCCAGAGUUCGAGCAGAUGAGGUGCGGCUGCAGUGCCAGAGCGGCAGUGGCUUCCUGGAAGGCCUCUUUGGCUGCCUGCGCCCUGUCUGGACCAUGAUCGGCAAAGCCUACUCCACGGAGCACAAGCAGCAGCAGGAAGACCUUUGGGAGGUCCCCUUUGAGGAAAUCCUGGAUCUGCAGUGGGUGGGCUCAGGAGCCCAGGGUGCUGUCUUCCUGGGGCGUUUCCAUGGGGAAGAGGUGGCUGUGAAGAAGGUACGGGAUCUGAAGGAGACUGACAUCAAGCACCUGCGAAAGCUAAAGCACCCCAACAUCAUCACUUUCAAGGGUGUGUGCACCCAGGCUCCCUGCUACUGUAUCCUCAUGGAGUUCUGCGCCCAGGGCCAGCUGUAUGAGGUACUGCGGGCUGGCCGCCCUGUCACCCCUUCCUUGCUGGUUGACUGGUCCAUGGGCAUCGCUGGUGGCAUGAACUACCUGCACCUGCACAAGAUUAUCCAUAGAGACCUCAAGUCCCCCAACAUGCUAAUCACAUACGACGACGUGGUGAAGAUCUCCGAUUUUGGCACUUCCAAGGAGUUGAGUGACAAGAGCACCAAGAUGUCCUUUGCAGGAACAGUAGCCUGGAUGGCCCCUGAAGUAAUUCGUAACGAGCCUGUGUCUGAGAAGGUCGACAUCUGGUCCUUUGGCGUGGUGCUAUGGGAACUCCUGACUGGUGAGAUUCCCUACAAAGAUGUAGAUUCCUCAGCCAUCAUCUGGGGUGUGGGAAGCAACAGUCUCCAUCUGCCUGUGCCCUCCAGCUGCCCAGAUGGCUUCAAAAUCCUGCUUCGCCAGUGCUGGAACAGCAAACCACGAAAUCGUCCCUCAUUCCGACAGAUCCUGCUCCAUCUAGACAUUGCCUCAGCAGAUGUCCUUUCCACACCCCAGGAGACUUAUUUUAAGUCCCAGGCAGAGUGGCGUGAAGAGGUAAAGCUGCAUUUUGAAAAAAUUAAGUCAGAAGGGACAUGUCUGCACCGCCUAGAAGAGGAGCUGGUGAUGCGGAGGAGGGAGGAGCUCAGACAUGCCUUGGACAUCAGGGAACACUAUGAACGGAAGCUGGAGAGAGCCAACAACCUGUACAUGGAACUUAAUGCCCUUAUGUUGCAACUGGAACUUAAGGAGCGGGAGCUCCUCAGGAGGGAACAAGCUUUAGAGCGGAGGUGCCCAGGUCUGCUGAAGUCACACCCUUCGAGGGGCCUCCUGCAUGGUAACACAAUGGAGAAGCUCAUCAAGAAGAGGAAUGUUCCACAGAAGCUGUCACCCCACAGCAAAAGGCCAGAUAUCCUCAAGACUGAGUCUUUGCUACCAAAACUAGAUGCAGCCCUGAGUGGGGUGGGUCUUCCUGGGUGUCCUAAGGGUCCCCCCUCACCAGGACGGAAUCGCCGUGGCAAGACCCGUCAUCGCAAAGCCAGCGCCAAGGGCAGCUGUGGGGACCUUCCUGGGCUUCGUGCAGCUGUGCCACCCCAUGAACCUGGGGGACUAGGAAGCCCAGGGGUGCUAGGAGGGGGACCCUCAGCUUGGGAAGCCUGCCCUCCAGCCCUCCGUGGGCUCCAUCAUGACCUCCUGCUACGAAAGAUGUCCUCUUCAUCCCCAGAUCUGCUGUCAGCAGCACUGGGAGCCCGGGGCCGGGGGGCCACAGGGGGAACUGGGGAUCCUGGCUCACCACCUCCAGCCCGGGGUGACACCCCCCCAAGUGAGGGCUCAGCACCUGGCUCCACCAGCCCGGAUUCACCUGGGGGAGCCAAAGGGGAGCCACCUCCACCAGUAGGGCCUGGUGAUGGCGUGGGGCUGCUGGGAACUGGAAGGGAAGGGACGGCGGGACGGGGAGGAAGCCGGGCUGGGUCCCAGCACUUGACCCCAGCUGCACUACUGUACAGGGCUGCUGUCACCAGAAGUCAGAAACGUGGCAUAUCAUCAGAGGAAGAGGAAGGGGAAGUAGACAGUGAAGUAGAGCUGACAUCAAGCCAUAGGUGGCCUCAGGGCCUGAACAUGCGCCAGUCACUAUCUACCUUCAGCUCAGAGAAUCCAUCAGAUGGGGAGGAAGGCACAGCUAGUGAGCCAUCCCCCAGUGGCACACCUGAUGUUGGCAGUACCAACACUGAUGAGCGGCCAGAUGAACGGUCUGAUGACAUGUGCUCCCAGGGAUCAGAAAUCCCACUAGACCAACCUGCUUCAGAGGUGGUUACAGGCCCUGAACCCUCCUUGCCCAUCCAGCACCAGGACCUACUCAGGGGGGAGCAGGGCCCUCCCAAUUCCGAGGACUCAGACUGUGACAGCACUGAACUGGACAACCCCAACAGUGGCGAAGCCUUGCAGCCCCCAGCCUCCCUCCCUCCAUGAAAGCCACUCUUGUUCUUGUACAUAGGAAUAUUUAUAUAAAUAAUAUAUAUAUGCGCCACAUAAUCAACAGAGAAAGACAGGGCUAUCCCAGCCUUAAGUCAGGCUCAAGAGACUGACCCCCUGACCAAUUCACCUAACUGGCAGCUGUGGAAAUGAAGAACAAGGACUGCCCUAGAUCUGUGGCUAAGGGCAAACUGGCCCCUCCCUGCUUGACCCGGUUAUGUUCAACAAGCAGUCAGGCAGUAGAAAAGCCCAACUUGCCUCCUAUGAUC